AUGGGAACUGGCUCAACCCCGCUCGCGCAAAUGCCCCCUUCACUUCCCAACCCAGCCAGUCCACAGUCUGGCAGUGGCAGCGUCAGCCCCAAUGGAGUCAAUCCACCGAGUCAACUGCCUACCACACCCGCCACACCGCCAGUGGCUCAGACCUCCAGUAGCACCGGUGCGACUUCGAUUACAGCUGUGGGGGCUACAGGUAUGGGCAGCCCGAUGUCUACCAGCCAAGCCACAGGGACACCCGUUGGUGGCAGCAUAUCACCCUCAGGCCACACCACGCAGACCACCACUGUCGUUCCCAUGGUCGGUGCCGCGAGCUCCAGCGUUCAUGUGACCAGUGCGACAACGGGUGGUCCGUCGGCUGCUGCUGGUUCCGUACAGUCCACGGUAAACAUCAACCCCUCGUUUGCGCAACCAAGCAAUAACAAUGCCACACCAUCAUCUGGUAUUUGUGAUUGGGAACGCAGUAUGCGUCUACGCCAAGCAGAAUCUCUCCGUAUCCGGAUGUUGCAUCAGCACUGCUUUCUGGCGACAUGGGAUAUGUUAGAAAUGGACCAGCCCAACAUAUACCCAGGCAAGCUCUACGACCUUCCCUCCUCAGCGCUCGCCUGGGGGACCCUCGAAUUCCAAGAGAAGAAAGCAGCUGCAGCAACACGCUGGGGUCCAUUUACACAACUCGAACUGGAUCGUAAUUUAGCUGAUGACAUGGCGAAAGAGGCUGCGCUUAAAGUGGCUAGCACCUCGCCGUUCUGGAUCAAGGAGGAGCGGAGUCCACCAGAAGCCAAAAAGGAAGUUCUUCGGUUUCGCGACCUUCCGUUUGCACGACCCUUCACCAAACACGUGGACAAGCUGGAGUGGGCAAGAACCUUUUUCAAGGCUCCUCCGCCUCGCGGUAUGGGCCAGCCGAUCGUCAAGACCAACCACGUUGUCUCAUCCACGCAUUACCUCCAGCUUUUGGGCAAAAGCCCUGUCAUCAAACACGACUACGGACUCAGUAGUGGCGACUUGAGUCGGAUUCACUUGUCACUGUAUGACGAGUUCAUCCCUGGCCCUCAUCGGAUGUGCAUAGUGGACCUCGCCUUGCGACUGGACAAACUGGAGACUCCACUCUUGAAACAAUUUCUGGCCAAAAUUAUAUGCCAACAUCAAGUGUCAAUCAGGUUUGACAUGCGGUCACCUUCCCUCACCCACGCUUACCUAGGAGGCAAGCUGAAGAGCCGCAUUGUUCUCCGUCGCACGUUUCUUGGCGGCAGGUUUUCGGGGGAAGCCAAAGUCAACGCUGUGACUGCCCUGUAUCUCGUCAACCGAGUGUGCCAUAGCGUCGACCGACUCAGGAUCAGGGGUGGUCCGGCCACGGCUUUUGCAACCAGGUAUCUUGAGACCUGGCUGUUCUACACCGUGGGAGAUACCAUUUCCCAUGAUAUCCGACGUGCCAAUCUUGGAGCCUUUGUUGGGGAUGUAAGGCUCACAGACUUGGUGCGAGACAUGACUUUUGAAACUGGGAAUCACCAGUACGAUCUGGAUCUCUCCACACUACGCACAUGUCACAACCUCCUGACUGCGUAUUUGAAAAUCACACACCACCCACGUUCCAAGUCUGUCGGUAUUCCACUUCAUCUCCAGCUCCAAGAACUGAUGCGCCUGAUAUCAAUCCCCGAGGCGGUCCGCAUGGCCAAAGAGGAUGAGCGUUUCCUGGCAACCCUGGAUGGCGAAAUCGAUGUCAGACUUCUCGCCCUACGCAUAGGCUUGGCAUAUGGAGCACUUGUAGGCCUACUGAACGACAUCAUCACCGAGACAGCCAAACGCAACGCAGACCGUGAAGCUGCGUUGGCUGCCUUCACAGCCAUGGCCUCGGCCGGUGCGGGCGCGGGCGCCGCCAUUGGGGGACCUGUUGCGGAGAAACUUGUUGUCACCUCGGUGGAUGGAAUUGCAAUGGGCAUGACUUCCAAAUUGUCUGCUAGACAUCAACGACAGAGCGGCGCUCUUCAUCGCGUAUUUUCGUCAAUUGUCGACAAGUUCAAUGUUGAGGUUCUUGCUAGAGCCGAUAGAGGGGCUAUUGAUAAUCUUAAUCCCCUGUCCCUCCCAUCAGAUCCGGACAUAGUGCCUCUGGUCACGCCUAGUACGGCAGGUCACAACGUGUUGCGCCCCACUCGGUACGACAUUCAACUGUUCAAAACAACAGCCACCAACGUUUUUCUUUCGGUGUGUAGCCAAGAAGGAGUGACCCUUUCCCAAGAGUCGUCGCAACCUACAGCGGCGCAGUCCACUACACUGGAGCGGCUUUCAGAGGCUCUUGGGUCUCCCCUACCGGACACGCCCACGCCCGACAGCCCGCCAACAGACUUGAAUGCGACAGCGCUUCGAGCUGAGAUCGCUCGGCACUAUCCACCGGACGAGCGUGAGGACUGGUAUACCGUCAUCGCGUGCUGCGCACGGGAGGCGGCCAUGUGCUCCAACUAUCCCAGAAUGAGGUGUAAACCCGGUGACACUGUCUUCAGUGUGACGCCAUCUUGGAGAGAUAAUGUCCUUCGUUUCCUGGCAUCACAUCAUUCUGCUAUGUUGUAUGGCAGGCACGUGGCGAGUGGCCGCUAUGAAAACUGGCAACUAGGGAUGACCGCCUAUCUUCGACUGGCGCCCAAAGUACAGGCUCGAGACCCAUCUUCCACCAUGACGACAAUGGUAGAUCAGGUUGCCUACUUCUUCCAGGAACCCCCGUGCGUCACCUUUUUCAAACAAGCUCCCGUCCGGCCCUUCUUUUACGAUGGCAUUUUGUGGGAUGCUAUACGCAACUGGUAG
This is a messenger RNA of Apiotrichum porosum, 2796 nucleotides long. RefSeq lists its product as uncharacterized. The record is from RefSeq and is a predicted model, not a curated record. The transcript has 4 exons. NCBI's taxonomy places the organism in Eukaryota, Fungi, Basidiomycota, Tremellomycetes, Trichosporonales, Trichosporonaceae. Bases 1 to 2796 code for a protein of 931 amino acids.